Messenger RNA from Panicum virgatum (switchgrass), 748 nucleotides. Its product is annotated as probable phospholipase A2 homolog 2. The record is from RefSeq and is a predicted model, not a curated record. The transcript is spliced from 4 exons. Lineage: Eukaryota; Viridiplantae; Streptophyta; Magnoliopsida; Poales; Poaceae. Gene Ontology annotation, biological process: lipid catabolic process; arachidonate secretion; phospholipid metabolic process. Bases 111 to 584 code for a protein of 157 amino acids. Gene Ontology annotation, molecular function: A2-type glycerophospholipase activity; calcium ion binding.
GCGCCCGCCUGAAAGAGACGAGGCAUUUCGCGCUCCGCGGCCUAUCCAGCACUCUCCCGCACACACCACACACACGCCGAGACACGCCAACGCAAAGGAACACCACGAGGAUGAUGGCAUCCGUGCGCGCGUUCUCGCGGUGGCCGCCGCUGCUCCUCCUGCUGCUGCUCCUGGCGACGGCGUCACGGGCGCUCAAGAUCGGCGACCUGCUCGGGACGCCACCAGCGGGUAGCCAGGGAUGUAGCCGGACAUGCGAAUCCUCGUUCUGCGCAGUCCCGCCGCUGCUGAGGUACGGCAAGUACUGCGGGAUCCUGUACAGCGGCUGCCCCGGCGAGAAGCCCUGCGACGCCCUCGACGCCUGCUGCAUGGUCCACGACCACUGCGUCGACACCCACAACAAUGACUACCUGAACACGCGGUGCAACGAGAACCUGCUGAGCUGCCUGGACCGGAUGAGCCCGGCGGGUCCGACGUUCCCGGGGAACGAGUGCGACGUCGGCCAGACGGCGUCCAUCAUACGCGGGGUCAUCGAGACGGCCGUGCUCGCCGGGAAGAUCCUGCACAAGCGCGACGACGGGCAGUAGGCAGUAGCCGCCGCCGUCCCGGCCCGGCAAGGCUCGCGGAGCAGGCCGUGGUUGCAGGCGGAGCAGUAAAGGCCAGUUCCCACUUAUAAACCCUGUAAACGCAAAAAAAAAAAACAUCGCAUCGAAUAUUUCGAUACAUACAUGAAGUACUAAAUGAAGUCUAU